AUGGGUUCUGAGCUGGAACUUUCAAGCGGCUUUAUCCCUGCAUUGUACAAACCAGCAUCUCUGCUACCAAUUGCAAGGCAUAAAAGGAGUCUAACCUACCUGGUUGAGACUUAUCAGGUCACCAUAGUGGUUGGCCAGACGGGGAGUGGAAAAACCACACAGCUUCCACAAUACCUCGACCAGGCUGGUUGGUGCGAGAAUGGCAAGACCAUCGCUGUGACGCAGCCCCGGAGAGUGGCUGCCACCACGGUUGCAACUCGCGUCGCCGAGGAAAUGCGCUGCAAAGUUGGGGAAGAAGUGGGUUACUCUAUUCGCUUUGAAGAUGUAACAUCUGCCGCAACAAGGAUAAAAUUCUUGACCGACGGAAUGCUUCUCAGAGAAGCAUUGGUAGAUCCCCUGCUAUCACGGUAUUCUGUGAUCAUGGUCGAUGAAGCGCACGAGCGGUCUCUCAGCACUGAUGUCCUUCUGGGCAUCCUCAAAAAGAUCAUAAAGAAACGGCCCGAGCUUCGCAUAAUCAUCAGUAGUGCGACACUACAGGCGGAGGAUUUCCUGCGAUUCUUCGCUGGGGAUGAAUACAAGCCAGAUGCCGAGCCAGCUAAUUUGGGCGGCGGCAUCGGGACAAUCAUCAGCUUGGAAGGCAGGAUGUACCCUGUUGACACGCUAUUCCUCGAAAACCCCGCAGAAGACUACGUCGAACGGGCAGUCAAGACUGUUUUCGAUAUCCAUACCCAGGAAGCAGAGGGUGACGUCCUUCUAUUCUUGACCGGCCGAGAGGAGAUUGACCGUGCAAUUCAGAUGAUAUCCGAGCGUGCGGCGUAUCUCAAUCCCAAGGCUCCUUCACUGCUCACUCUGCCGCUUUACGCCGGUCUCACAACGGACCAGCAGAUGUACGUCUUCGAACCGGCACCAGAGAAUACGAGAAAGGUCAUAGUAUCGACGAACAUUGCAGAAGCAUCAGUCACGAUUGAUGGCAUCGUCUAUGUUAUCGACUGUGGCUUUGCCAAGUUGAGAGCCUACAAUCCCAGCACGGGAAUUGAGACCUUGACAGCUGUACCUAUAUCAAAAGCAUCAGCUACACAACGUGCUGGACGUGCCGGUCGAACGAAACCCGGCAAAUGCUUACGUCUCUACACCCAACAGACAUACGAGUCACUCCCUGAAGCUACAAUACCGGAGAUCCAGCGGUCAAACCUGGCCCCGAUUGUGAUGCAGCUCAAGGCGCUAGGUAUUGAUAAUAUCGUUCGCUUCGACUUUUUGACAUCACCACCGGCAGAGCUUGUCAUUCGUGCCUUGGAGCUAUUAUAUUCUCUUGGAGCAGUUGAUGAUUAUGCCAAACUCACAAAACCCCUGGGUAUGCGAAUGGCCGAGCUUGCAGUUGACCCAAUGAUGGCAAAGGUCCUUCUCGCUGCACCUUCAUUCAAAUGCUUGAGCGAGAUGCUCUCCAUCGCAGCCAUGGUGAGCCUCCAAGGAACCGUGUGGGUUCAGCAUGACGGCGAUAAGAAAGCCGCAGAGAGUCACCGGCGGAAAUUCGCCGUCGAAGAAGGUGAUCACCUUACCUACCUCAACGUUUACCAAGCCUUUGUCACCAAGGGCAAGAAGGACUCGAAGUGGUGUCGUGAUCACCUAUUGAACUACCGAGCCCUUGUGCGUGCCGUCAGUAUCCGCGGCCAACUUAAACGCUACUUGGAGCGCUUUGGUAUCCAGAUUGAUGAGAGUCUCUCGUCUCGUCAUGGUGCUGGAACGGGUACAUCGCCAGAGCAAAUCCAGCGGUGCCUCACGACAGGGUAUUUUGCUCAUGCGGCAAAAAUGCAGCCAGAUGGCACUUUCAAGACUGUUAGUGGAGGGUUGACUCUACAUGCUCACCCCAGCUCCUUGAUGUUUAAUCGCAAAGCAGACUGGGUGAUAUUCCAUGAGAUCAUGCAAACCGGCAACAAGACCUACAUUCGGGACGUCACGAAGAUCGAGAAAAGCUAUCUGUUAGAAUACGCCCCGGAAUAUUACAGGGUCUCAUGA
Molecule: messenger RNA, 2013 nt
Organism: Penicillium daleae
Lineage: Eukaryota; Fungi; Ascomycota; Eurotiomycetes; Eurotiales; Aspergillaceae
Product: putative ATP dependent RNA helicase
Exons: 3
Coding region: 1-2013 (670 amino acids)
Cellular component (GO): intracellular anatomical structure; catalytic step 2 spliceosome
Molecular function (GO): ATP binding; RNA binding
Source: RefSeq, a predicted model, not a curated record